Messenger RNA from Fusarium tjaetaba, 384 nucleotides. RefSeq lists its product as uncharacterized. NCBI's taxonomy places the organism in Eukaryota, Fungi, Ascomycota, Sordariomycetes, Hypocreales, Nectriaceae. The transcript has a single exon. The record is from RefSeq and is a predicted model, not a curated record. Bases 1 to 384 code for a protein of 127 amino acids.
AUGCAGCAGCGUCUCGAUAAGACCAUCGCCGAGAUUUUCACGAAGAUCAACGCUUCUAUGCAGGAGCUCCUUGAUGAGACCGUCACUGAGACUCUCACGCAGAUCAAUGCUUCUAUGCAGAAUGGGACGGAGCUAUACGAACAGGCAGCCCUCAGCGCUUUUCAAAAGCCCGACAUUUUCAAGACAGGCAUCGAGAAAGUCGUCGCCGAAUUGCAGCCACGUAUCAAUCGUCAAGCCGUCAUGAAGAAACAGGCAGCCAUCCGCGCCUUCGAGGAGUCUGGCAUUUUCAAGACUAUCGUCGAGAAAGCUGUCGCCAAAUUGCAACCACACAUCGGUCAUCCAGUUGACAAUGGCAACAAUGCAUUGGAUGAGGACAUUCAGUAA